This is a messenger RNA of Williopsis jadinii, 921 nucleotides long. RefSeq lists its product as uncharacterized. Gene Ontology annotation, molecular function: cysteine-type deubiquitinase activity. Gene Ontology annotation, cellular component: cytoplasm. Bases 1 to 921 code for a protein of 306 amino acids. The record is from RefSeq and is a predicted model, not a curated record. NCBI's taxonomy places the organism in Eukaryota, Fungi, Ascomycota, Saccharomycetes, Phaffomycetales, Wickerhamomycetaceae. Gene Ontology annotation, biological process: ubiquitin-dependent protein catabolic process; protein deubiquitination. The transcript has a single exon.
AUGUCUACUGGCCAAUGGAAUCUGAUAGAGUCGGACCCUGGUGUUUUCACGGAGCUUAUAGAGAAACUCCACGUGGAAGGUGUCGAGGUUCAAGAGUUGUACUCGCCACUGGCUCUUACGGAACACGCACCGUUAUAUGGGGUCAUAUUCUUGUUCAAAUAUACAGAUAUUGACAGAUCUAGACAGCCUCUGGAUGGUGUUUACCAGUCUCAGCUGUCAACUGAGGCAGAGAGAUCUAGCGAUGUCUUCUUUGCCCGCCAAAUGAUCAACAAUGCAUGUGCUACACAAGCUGUGCUGAACAUUCUAUUGAACAGAGACGAUGUGGAGUUGGGUCCUGAGUUGUCGUCUUUCAAGGACUUUAUCCGCUCAUUUGAUUCCGAGAUGAAAGGUGAGACAAUGACAAACUCUGAACUGAUAAGAACCGUACACAAUUCCUUUUCAAGCCCUAACAUGUUUGAAGACGACCGGGACCGUACGGACAACGAUAAGUCACAGGAUCUAUUCCAUUUUAUUGGAUUCAUCCACAGAGAUGGUAGAAUCUGGGAGCUGGAUGGACUCAGACCAGAGCCGAUAGCACAUGAGUGUUGUUCUUCAGACACAGAGUUCAUCCAAUUGUUGCCUGCUGUAUUACAGAGAAGGAUGAACCACUACCCAUCAGGCGAGCUACAGUUUUCCUUAUUAUCUGUGAUGAAAGACCGUCGUUUGGUAUACGAAGAGGCAGGUGACUAUCAAUCUUUACAAGAAGAGCUAGAUCUACGUGAACGUUGGAAGAUUGAGAAUUCAAUAAGAAGAACAGAGAUGACUGGCUUCGUCUAUGAAACCCUCAAGUUGAUUGCAAAACAUUCAACCGCAGGUGAAUGGAACAACAAACUACUUGAAGCAUCGAAGAGGACUCAGAGUAGAUUAGCGAACUCAAUCUGA